CACUAAUUUAUAAAUUUUUUUUCAAUUAUAAUUGUUCAAAUUCAAGUUUUUUUUUUGUUCAAUUCCGUCUAAUAAUGGAUUCAAAAAGAAAGCUAAGUUCUUCAAGAUCAAUCAAAGAGAAGAUGAAGACAUUGAGUGGCUGGGUUGAUGCUAACAUUCAAAAUCAAUUUAUUGUUGAUUCAUAUAUGAAAUUCAUCGAUCAAUUGAACGAUCAUGUCAACAAUUUCGGUCAAAUAAAUUUGGAUCAGAAUCAGUUCAAUCAAAUUCAACAGAAAAUUAAAUCAAUCAAUCAAUUACCAGAGUACAAUGAACCCAUAUUGAUUCAAAAAAUUGAAUUAUCAGAAAAACUUGCCGAAAAAAUUAAUGAAGUUAAAAAAAGAAGAAAAUUAAAUCAAAAUAAUCCAAUUACUAUGGCUUACAAUGAUCUGCGAUUGCUGAAAAAACCGGCCGUUUGUUGUGGCAAAACAUACUCAUCAGCCAGAUGGAUGUAUGCCCAUAUUAAUGUAUCGCAUGAGGAAGUAUUUAUAAUGGAUGACCAAGGUACAUCCAGCGAUUAUUCUAUGCCGAUUGUAGCAGAUCAAGAGAUGGAACAUAUUGACCGAUAUGAUGCUGAUCAUGAAAUGGAACAUAUUGAACAAUAUGAUGAUGAACAAGAAAUGGAACAUAUUGAACAAUAUGAUGAUGAACAAGAAAUGGAACAUAUUGACCAAUAUGAUGAUGAACAAGAAAUUUUUGAUUCAGAAAAUGAAUCGUUAAUUUCAUUGAAUUCCGAAUCUGAAUCCGAUUCCGAGCUCGAUUUGGUCAAAAGUGAGUGCAAACUAAUAAAAGAAACAAAAGACAAACUCAACGAACAAGAAUAUUCAAAAUAUUCAAAACUUGUUCGAAAAAUACUAUCGGCCCGUAUAAAAGAUAAUAUCCCUUUGCCAUCAAUAAUCAGAUUGUUGCCGGAAUUCAUCGAUGGACAAGAAAUGAGAAACAUCCGUCCAUAUCUAGAUAAAAUCACACGAUCAUCAUAUCUACAAUAUGAAUUUAUCAAGACAAUGCCAAAAUUCAUAGAGCCAUUUCAAUGUCAUAUGUUUAAUCGACGGUUUUAUUAUUAUAUUCCAAUCAAAAAUAUAAUUCAAAAUUAUAUUUUAAAUGAAGAAUUAAUUGAACUAAUUGAACAAGAAAAUGAUGAAAAUGUAAGCGAAUAUAUAAAAUUGAAUGGUUUCCAUAAAAAACUUCGUCUAACUAUAUAUGGUGACGAAUUUGGAAUUACGAAUCCAUUACGAGAAUAUGCUAAAAAAUAUAAAGUUUACUGCUUAUAUCUCGAUAUCGGCAAUCAUCAUCAACCAACAACAAAAUCAAAAAACAUUCAUUUAUUGAUGAUUUGGUCAGUACACGACCAAAAAUUGGCCAAAAAAAGUUACGAAGAGAUAGUAAAGCCUCUGUGUGAGGAUAUUCUAGAUUUAGAAAAAAAUGGAAUAACGUUUUACUCUGGUGAAAUCAAAAAACGAAUAAAUAUAUGUCUAGCCCACAUUGUUGGCGACAAUCUGGCCGUAGCGGAAUUGCUUGGCUUAACAAGAUCAUUUGGUCGAGCUUUCGUAUGCCGACACUGCGGAGCUCGUUAUUGUGAUUUGAAUAGACAAAAUUAUCAAGGGCCAAUGGCCAUCCAGAAGUCUUUUGAAGAAUACAAUGACGAAUUAAUAUUACUGACAACCAACAAAAAAUAUAUAAGUCCUUUCGGUAUUCGGAAGCCAUCUGCCUUCGCCGCACUUAAGAUUAAUGUAUAUCAAAUCGCACCUGUUGAUCCAUUCCACGAUUUUGCCGAGGGUGUUGCGUCGUUGAUUGGUGAAAAAACACUAAAAUUAUUGAAAAAUCAUCUUAAUUCCAGUCAAUUAAAAAAUCGAUUAAAGUCAAUAAAAAUGAUAAAUGGCAACAUAGAGAUCAAUGUGGAGCAUUCCGAUUUGAAAAUAAGAGGAAAAGGCUCCCAAAAACUGGAAUUGAUCAUGAGAAUGAUUGAAAUAUUUCCAGAAAUGAUCGAAAAUAAACCAAUGUUCGACUUAUAUAUUGCUACAAAAAAAUUCAUCUUUUUGAUGUAUUCAUUUUCAGCGGUAUAUAAUCAAGAGAUGGAGAAUAUAGUCAAAAAUUUCGUUCAAAAAUGUCUUGAAAAUGAGAUCAGCAUACCGAAACUUCACUUCAUUAGCCAUUAUCCAUUGUUAUUCAAAUUUUAUGGCCCACUGAAGUAUUUCAGUACCGAAAGGUAUGAACGCAAACAUUGUCAAUUGAAAAAUUUUAUGCAAACAUCGAAAAAUCAUAAAAAUGUGCCAUAUUCAAUCGCACAAAGACAUCAAUCGGCUCAACCAUUUGAAACGGAAAUCGAAUAUGAAAACGGCGAUUUGCCAUCAACCAGUCAUCCGUUUCCACUCAGAAAGUCUAUAGUUAGACCUCUUCUGAAUGAAGAAAAUCUUUUUAUUGAGGCCAAAAAAUUCAAAGUCAUUGAUAAUAAAAUAAUGGUCAAUGGUAAAUUAUUCAAUACAACACCACACGAUCCAGAUUUCAUAAUUUUUAAAUGUGAAAUCAUCAAUGAGAAUUUCUCAAUUCCAUUCGAACAAAUAGAUCAUAAUAAUUCAUUUUUGUUUAAAACUAAAGAUUCGUCAAAUAUUUCAUCAUCAUUUAUUAACUAUACUAUCAAAAAAUAA
Molecule: messenger RNA, 2681 nt
Organism: Dermatophagoides pteronyssinus (European house dust mite)
Lineage: Eukaryota; Metazoa; Arthropoda; Arachnida; Sarcoptiformes; Pyroglyphidae
Source: RefSeq, a predicted model, not a curated record